This is a messenger RNA of Ziziphus jujuba (common jujube), 3997 nucleotides long. RefSeq lists its product as uncharacterized. The transcript is spliced from 14 exons. The coding region runs from base 371 to 3505 and encodes 1044 amino acids. Lineage: Eukaryota; Viridiplantae; Streptophyta; Magnoliopsida; Rosales; Rhamnaceae. Gene Ontology annotation, molecular function: glycosyltransferase activity. The record is from RefSeq and is a predicted model, not a curated record.
GCAUUAAAACCCAACACCGAGCCAAAAUCCCAAAAAUGGAAAAAUAAUAAAUAAAAGAGAAAUUCAAAGAAUUCGAACUAAUAUUUUUCCUUUUGCACUUUACGCUGACAAAAAAUAAUAAAAAAAUAAAAAAUAAAAUAAGAAAAAACCUCCAACUCUCUGCAAAUACUCUUUUUUAUCUUUUCUCAAAUGCCAACUCCAACGCUUCACACCACCACCACCACCACCACCACCUUCUACGACGUCGUUCUUGUCGUCGUCCUUCUCUGCUUCACUUUCUUUCACUGAUACUUUCCCGAGAAACUGACACAAAUUCUUCAAAACAAAAAAAAAAAGAAAGAAAGAAAAAGAGAAAGAACAAUUCCUCGUCAUGGUGCGGAACUCCUCGUCGUCGUCUCCUCCAGGUAUUCUCGAUGACAACGGUAACGAUCUAGGUUUCCAUUCGAUCCGUGAUCGUUUUCGUUUCAGGCGGAAUUCUAACCCUAGCCAAAACCGAGGCCGAGGUCGGAUAUUUCCGGAUCGGCUUUCGUCGCGUUACCGAUCGCAUCACGGCCGUUUCAAUCGUAAAGGAUUUCUCUUGCUUUUUCCGUUUAAAGGUAAGUUGGCGUUGUAUUUGGUCAUCAUGCUCGCUCUGGUUCUGUUCGCAAUGGCGUCCAUGGUGUUGCAGAGCUCGAUCACGUUGGUGUUCAGGCAGGGGAGUGAGAGAGGGAGGUUGUUUAGGUAUGGUUUGAAGUUCGGAAGCACGUUGAGGUUCGUGCCUGGGAGAAUUUCUCGAAGAAUUAUGGAAGGUGGUGGAGUUGAUCGGUUUCGUAACCAGGCAAGGAUUGGUGUUCGGCCGCCUAGGCUUGCUCUUAUCUUAGGACACAUGACAAAAGAUGCACAGUCGUUGAUGCUAGUUACAGUGAUCAAGAACAUAAAGAAACUUGGUUAUGUACUUAAGAUUUUUGCAGUACAGAAUGGAAAUGCACAUUCAAUGUGGGAGCAAGUAGGUGGCCAGAUUUCAAUUCUAGAUCCAGAGCAUUUUGGCCAUAUUGAUUGGACAAUCUUUGACGGUAUUGUUGUUGACUCUUUUGAAGCAAAAGCAGCAUUAUCAAGCCUUAUGCAGGAGCCAUUUUCUUCAAUACCAUUGAUAUGGAUAAUUCAAGAAGAUACCCUUGCAAAACGCCUUCCAGUGUAUGAGGAAAUGGGUUGGAAGCACCUUAUUUCUCAUUGGAAAAAUGCUUUGGGUAGAGCUAAUCUUAUCGUGUUUCCAGAUUUCACUCUGCCGAUGUUAUAUAGUGUGCUUGACACUGGAAACUUCUUUGUCGUUCCUGGAUCACCAGUUGACAUUUGGGCAGCUGAAAGCUACAGCAAGACCCAUUCCAAAAUUCAGUUAAGGAAUGACAGUGGAUUCAGUGAAGAGGAUUUGUUGGUUCUUGUUGUUGGAAGUUCUUUAUUCUUCGAUGAGCUCUCAUGGGACUAUGCUGUGGCAAUGCAUGCCAUAGGACCUCUUCUAACAAAGUACGCUAAAAGAAAAGAUCCAGGAGGUUCAUUUAAAUUUGUCUUUUUAUGUGGUAAUUCCACCGAUGAACAUGAUGAUGCUUUACAGGAAGUUGCUUCACGUCUAGGACUCCCUCAUGGUUCUGUGAUGCAUCAUGGCUUGAAUGGUGAUGUGGACAGUGUGUUAUUAAUGGCUGACAUUGUUCUCUAUGAUUCCUCCCAAGAUAUACAAGGUUUUCCUCCAUUACUUAUGCGAGCUAUGACUUUUGGGAUUCCAAUUUUAGCACCUGAUUUCCCUGUCUUGCAAAAAUACGUAGUUGAUGGAGUUGACAUGGUAUUCUUUCCAAAACAUAACCCUGAAGCUUUAAUGAGGGCUUUCUCACUUCUGAUUUCAAAUGGAAAGCUUUCUAAAUUUGCUCAGACGGUUGCCUCCUCUGGAAGGCUGCAUGCCAAGAACAUGCUGGCAUCAGAAUGCAUAACAGGUUAUGCGAGUGUUCUGGAGAAUGCACUCAAUUUCCCAUCUGAUACCUUUCUACCAGGCCCAGUCUCUCAGCUCCAUCAGGGGGCAUGGGAAUGGAAUUUGUUCAGGAAGGAAAUGGAAACGAGAGCAGGUGAUACCCCUAACAUUGAUGAGAAGGGUUUUUCCUUGAAGAAAUUUAGUGUUGUUUAUGCCCUUGAAGAUAAGUUGACUCAGCUUGCUCAGUCAACAAAUGUUUCUGAGGAAGAAAGUGGGAAUCUGGAAGACGAUAUCCCAAGUGAACUAGAUUGGUAUCAUAUGAAGGAAAUUGAAAACUCUGAAGAAUAUGAGAGGUUAGAAAUGGAGGAGCUUGAAGAAAGAAUGGAGAGGAGCUCUGGUGUAUGGGAUGAGAUAUAUCGUAAUGCUCGAAAAUCUGAAAAGCUCAAGUUCGAAGUAAAUGAGAGGGAUGAGGGAGAGCUUGAGAGGACAGGCCAGCCAGUCUGUAUUUAUGAGAUAUAUAGUGGAGCCUCAGCCUGGCCAUUCUUGCAUCAUGGUUCUUUAUAUCGUGGACUUAGUCUUUCUUCCGGAGCACGGAGGUUGAGAUCGGAUGAUGUGAAUGCAGUUGUUCGCCUUCCAUUUUUGAAUGACACCUAUUAUCGGGAUAUUCUUUGUGAGAUUGCUGGAAUGUUUGCUAUUGCAAAUAAGGUGGAUAACAUUCAUAAGAGACCUUGGAUUGGGUUUCAAUCAUGGCGUGCUGCUGCUAGGAAGGUAUCAUUGUCUACAAAAGCUGAAAGGGUUUUGGAGGAAACAAUACAAGAAAACACUAAAGGAGACUUGAUAUAUUUUUGGGGACGUUUGAGGAUGGAUGGGGGAGUUAUGGGAAGCAAAGAUACGCUUACUUUUUGGUCCAUGUGUGACAUCCUGAAUGGGGGAAACUGCAGAACUGCUUUUGAAGAUGCAUUUCGACUGAUGUAUGGCUUGCCAUCAUACAUAGAAGCCCUUCCCCCUAUGCCAGAAGAUGGUGGUCACUGGUCUGCCUUGCAUAGCUGGGUGAUGCCAACCCCUUCAUUUUUGGAGUUUGUUAUGUUUUCACGGAUGUUUGUUGAUUCUCUUGAUACCUUGCACACCAAUUUUAGUGGAAGAAACAUGUGUAUAUUGGGUUUUUCUGAGCUUGAGCAGAAGAGGCAUUGCUACUGUCGGGUGUUGGAGGUACUAGUUAAUAUCUGGGCUUAUCAUAGUGCAAGGAAAAUGGUUUACAUAGAUCCACACUCCGGUUCACUGCAAGAGCAGCAUCCAAUUGAGCAACGGCAAGGAUUUAUUUGGGCUAAAUAUUUCAAUGCCACCUUGUUAAAAAGCAUGGAUGAAGAUUUAGCAGAGGCUGCAGAUGAUGAUGAUCAUCCAAGUAAGACGUGGUUGUGGCCAUUAACGGGGGAAAUACAUUGGCAAGGUAUGUACGAGAGGGAGAGAGAAGAAAGAUAUAGACUAAAGAUGGACAAGAAAAGAAAAACAAGAGAAAAAUUGAUGGAAAGGAUGAAAUCUGGAUACAAGCAGAAGCCACUUGGACGAUAAGAAGCUUUUAAUACAUGAAAUUGUCAAAUGCUAGUUUGAAACAAUUGAUUUAACCGUGCGGCUAUGAGAAUUUGGGAAACGGCUGAGGAUUGCAGAGAUGCAUGGUAAUUUUUUUUCUAACAUUAUCAACUUAGUCCACGAUGACAGAUUCUUCUCUGUUUUUUUAACCGGAUAUAUAUAUAUAUAUAUGCUCGAUGAUAUAUAUAUAUAUAUAUAUAUACUCGAUGAGGUUGAGGGGAGACAAAAGUGCUUCCUAGAGAUCGCGGCUUCGUAGCAUCUGAAGACAUUUUUACUUUGGUUAUUUCAAGCUGCGAAAAGAGGACAACGGGGAUUUUGAGAAGUAACCCUACAUUCGUUGAAAUUCUUUUUCCCUAUUAAAAACAUCUAGCAUAGCAAGUAGAAAUGAUGUAUUCUUUUACUACUGUAUAUUCUUUUGGCAAUAUUAGAGGCAAUUUUGAUUAGAAUAAAGCUGCUUUCGAUUUUGGGACUGUU